CGUUUGCCCAUUGCUUAUAACUUGCUCAAUUGCAUCAAUUCACUCUUGUUCCUCCAGGCUUGUGCUGAUUUGUGCUGAUUGUGCUGGGAGAAAGAGCUGUUGCGCAGGACCUCAAUCGCCACUGCAAGUCAUUCUUUUGUUUUUUUCAGCAAAGUCUUCCUUAUCCUCGAAUCCCUCCCACAUACCCCUUUUCGCCAGCAACUUUUCUCUUUUCUCUACCUUCGCACACGAUGUCUCCAGCAAAGUUGGAAAGUGAGGAUCACAGCCGUGAUGCUGCCUUCAACAAGGCUAUGCACGGAAAGUCUUCUACUGCCGCUGGCGGUUUUGCUGCCAUGCGCAACAAGGACGAGAAGGCCCAUAAAUUGGCUGUGGAUGAAUACUUCAAGCACUGGGACAACAAGGCAGCUGCCGACGAGACAGACGCUAUCCGUGAAGCUCGACGAGCUGAAUAUGCUACCUUGACAAGACACUACUACAACCUUGCCACCGAUUUGUACGAAUAUGGAUGGGGAUCCUCGUUCCACUUCUGCCGUUUCGCUUACGGAGAGCCCUUUCACCAAGCUAUCGCUCGUCAUGAACACUACCUUGCCCACGUCAUGGGUCUGAAGGAGGGCAUGAAUGUGCUGGAUGUCGGAUGCGGUGUCGGCGGCCCUGCUCGCGAAAUUGUCAAGUUCUCUGGUGUCAAUGUCGUCGGCUUCAACAACAAUGACUACCAGAUCCAACGCGCCACUCGCUAUGCUGAGCGCGAGGGUCUCUCCAAGAAGCUCACUUUCCAGAAGGGCGACUUCAUGCAAAUGCCCUUCCCAGACAACAGCUUCGAUGCCGUCUACGCCAUCGAGGCUACCGUCCACGCGCCCAGCUUGGAAGGUGUCUACAGCGAGAUCCGCCGCGUGCUGAAACCCGGCGGUAUCUUUGGCGUUUACGAAUGGCUGAUGACAGACGAAUAUGACAACGCCAACGCCGAACACCGCGAAAUCCGACUGGGAAUUGAGCAGGGUGACGGUAUCUCAAACAUGGUGCGGAUCUCCGAGGGCCUGGACGCAUUCAAGGCCGCCGGCUUUGAGCUUCUCCACAACGAAGACCUGGCUGACCGCGACGACCAUGUGCCCUGGUACUAUCCUCUCGCCGGCUCGUUCAAGCAGAUGCAGUCACCAUGGGAUAUCUUCACCAUUGCUCGCAUGACAUGGUGGGGCCGUGGAUUGGUCCACCGUUUCGUCGGUGCCCUCGAAACCGUCGGCGUUAUGCCCAGAGGCACGCAAAAGACCGCCGACAGCCUGGCUCUCGCUGCCGACUGUCUCGUUGCUGGUGGCGAGAAGAAGCUAUUCACUCCUAUGUACCUGAUGGUAGGCCGCAAGCGUGAAUAGACCCCUCAUAUAUCAUCAUCAUAUCUUGUAUUCUGUAAUUGCAUUAUCCUUUUUGUUGUUUUCAUUUGUCAUGCAAUCACGAUUCAUUUGUACCUCGAAAAACGACCUGCAUCUAAUAUUCUUUAUUCUUAUUCUUCUUGUGAAGUACUUGUAUCAUCGAUUAGCUUUUUAUAUAUUGGGACUGGGACGAGGUCGGAUUACUUACACUUACGAGGAGACUCAGGACUUAAUGAUAAAAUCAUUUCUUAUCUA
This is a messenger RNA of Talaromyces proteolyticus, 1616 nucleotides long. RefSeq names its product putative sterol 24-c-methyltransferase. Gene Ontology annotation, biological process: ergosterol biosynthetic process. The record is from RefSeq and is a predicted model, not a curated record. Gene Ontology annotation, cellular component: endoplasmic reticulum. Bases 231 to 1364 code for a protein of 377 amino acids. Gene Ontology annotation, molecular function: sterol 24-C-methyltransferase activity. The transcript is spliced from 2 exons. Lineage: Eukaryota; Fungi; Ascomycota; Eurotiomycetes; Eurotiales; Trichocomaceae.